Molecule: messenger RNA, 1185 nt
Organism: Erinaceus europaeus (western European hedgehog)
Lineage: Eukaryota; Metazoa; Chordata; Mammalia; Eulipotyphla; Erinaceidae
Gene: PTHLH
Product: parathyroid hormone like hormone
Exons: 4
Coding region: 186-704 (172 amino acids)
Biological process (GO): regulation of chondrocyte differentiation; osteoblast development; adenylate cyclase-activating G protein-coupled receptor signaling pathway
Cellular component (GO): extracellular region
Molecular function (GO): hormone activity; peptide hormone receptor binding
Source: RefSeq, a predicted model, not a curated record
AGAGGCUUUCUAAUAACUGCCUCUGGUGGGGGAGAGCAAAGAUCCCUAAGAGAAAGCUUUUCCUCCACAGAAGACUUCACUACCUUUUUUGGAAAGGUACACCAGAGAUCCACUAAUAAAAGGUCUACCUCCUUUGGCUGGAGGGCAGAGAAGACGAAAAACAAGGUCCCCGCGCCACAGCGACGAUGCUGCGGAGGCUGCUGCGCCCCUGGAGCGUCGCCGUGUUCCUGCUCAGCUGCUCCGAGCCCUCCGGCGGCCGCUCGGUGGAGCAGCUCGGCCGCCGCCUCAAACGUGCCGUGUCCGAGCACCAGCUGCUGCAUGACAAGGGCCGUUCCAUCCAGGACCUACGGCGCCGCUUCUUCCUGCACCACCUCAUCGCUGAGAUCCACACAGCUGACAUCAGGGCCACCUCUGAGGUUUCCCCCAACUCCAAGCCGGCGCCUAACACCAAGAACCACUCGGUGCGCUUUGGGGCAGAUGACGAGGGCCGCUACCUGACGCAGGAGACCAACAAGGUAGAGCCCUACAAGGAGCAACCCCUUAAGGCCCCUGGCAAGAAGAAGAAAGGCAAGCCCGGCAAACGCAAGGAGCAGGACAAGAAGAGGAGGAGGACGCGCUCGGCCUGGCCCACCAGUGCCCCGGCCACCAGGCUCCCCAGGAACCUGCCGGCCACCUCGCUGGAGCCGGAACCAAGGAGGCACUGAAGUCUCCAGCCUGACCUUCAGAUGACAGAUUACAGAACUCUGUAAUAGUGAACAUAUGGAAAGUAUUAGAAAUAUUUAUUGUCUGUACAUACUGUAAAUGUAUUGGAAUAAAACUGUCUCCCUCUCCCGCUGCUCCAUGAAGCUGCACAUUGGUCAUUGUGAAUAUGGUAUUUUUUUUUUGGCUGAAGCUAAUCCAAUUAUUAUUACCCCAUCUACCAUAAUUUAUUUUGUCAACUGAUGUAUUUAUUUUGUAAAUGUAUCUUGGUGCUGCUGAUUUCUCUAUUUUUUGUAACAUAAUGCACUUUAGAUAUACAUAUCAAGUAUGUUGAGAAAUGACACAAGAGAGUGUCUCUAUUUUGUGGUUAAUUUUAAAUGAAUUCCUAAAUAUAAUUACCCAAACCAAUCUCCCUCUGUGCAUGUAAAAAAAUAGUAGGAUUUUAAAUUUGUAAAGAAUGUCUAAUAAAAUCUAACCUAAAUGACA